CCCCGGAACCCCCUGCGGACAGCCCCCUGGCCGGGCCGCUCGAGCGCCCGCGGGGCCCCGACGAGGAGGAGGAGGAGGCAGCAGCGGCGCCCCGGAGUCACUGAGGCCCCGCAGCGGGGCGGCGGGGAACCAUCCUCCCCAAGCUCGGAGGCCGGACUUUGCAGCAGGACGGGGCGGGAGUGACCCCUCCGGAGUGAACGUCCCCACACACACACCCCUACGAUCGCCAGCUCACCCGGGAGCCGGUGUCCCGCAACCGGAUCUUCAGGGACCACGAUUCGCCAGGGACUGGGGUUUGGUCUUCCCAGGACCGUGCUGCGCCAGGGCCCUGAGCCCUGAGAAGGAAGGGGGGAGUCCUGGCACCGCACCCUCUGUGCUGAAGCUCUGGUGUUUCCUAUAUGCAGGGGUGACUGGGACUUUCCCCCCCCCCCAAGACUCAGGGGAAGAGGGAGCUGUAGGGGCUCUUUUUUAAUAAGCUGAAGCUCUCAAAAGGAAGAGGGCACCAAAAGUAGUGGAGCUCAGGAGAACAUCUGGGAGUCCAGGCCUGUGCCCCCACCCCCCUUCGUGAUCCCAGCUGUCUGGACUGUUUAAAUCCAAUUUGGGAUGGAUCAAAGAUCCCAGGGAGCCCACUAGUCGGUCCAGCUGGCCUCCUGACUCUAAAGCCUUCACUGGAAUUGGGACAUUUGCUCCAGCCCUAGCUGUGAACAUGACCAGAGACGUUAUUUAUAAUUCAGCCAUUCAAGAUAUACCUGUAUUCAAAAAGUCCUGUAUAUUUUUUAAAAGUUUUAUUUUUCAGGUGAACAAAAAUACAUUCUAAGAACUCUGCCUAA
Molecule: messenger RNA, 830 nt
Organism: Chinchilla lanigera (long-tailed chinchilla)
Lineage: Eukaryota; Metazoa; Chordata; Mammalia; Rodentia; Chinchillidae
Gene: Inafm2
Product: InaF-motif containing 2
Source: RefSeq, a predicted model, not a curated record